This is a messenger RNA of Venturia canescens, 967 nucleotides long. Its product is annotated as probable alpha-ketoglutarate-dependent hypophosphite dioxygenase. Bases 57 to 878 code for a protein of 273 amino acids. The record is from RefSeq and is a predicted model, not a curated record. Lineage: Eukaryota; Metazoa; Arthropoda; Insecta; Hymenoptera; Ichneumonidae. The transcript has 2 exons.
UACAACGCGUCAGAUCAAUUAUUUUGCUCGAACAAUUGCGAGAGUAAUCGUUGACCAUGAGUGGUUUGAAGUUUUUGACCGCCGAAGAGAAAAAAUUCUGGAAAGACAAUGGAUACAUUAAAAUUUCUAAUGUUUUCUCUGUCCAAGAGAUGAACGAAAUUUCUGAAGCUUAUGACGAAUUGUUCGAAAGAAAACGACGUGAAAAUGUACAAGGCUUGGAAGCUGCCUGGGCUGGCAAUGAUAUGAAGAAAGCUGCUGGAAACAUUGACUACACAGUGAAAUCUAUCCAUAAUCUUCAAAUGCAUAGCGCAGUUUUCACACGGAUGUUGAUGAAUGGAAAAUUGCUGGAUGCUUUGGAAGACAUAAUGGAGACAAAAGAUAUCGUUUUGCAUCACACCAAGGCCCAUAUAAAACCACCGGAAAAGGGUGCUCCUUAUUUGAUGCACCAAGAUUAUCACUACUUUCCACACAAGAAACACACGAUGCUUGCGAUAUUUUUGCAUCUCGAUGAUACGACACCGGAAAAUGGUGGUUUGGCAGUUUACCCCGGAAGUCAUAAACUCGGCCCUCUCCAAGACCAUGGAGUGACGGAUGAAAAGGGGGAAAGUUAUCAUUACGUCGAUCCUAAAAAAUUUCCACUUUCUGAUGCAACACCAGUCACCGCGAAAAAAGGCGAAAUCGUCAUGUUUUCCUACUUGUUGCUUCAUGGCUCGUACUUGAAUCUAUCCACUAAAUCACGAAGAAUGUUUCUGACUCAAGUAAAAGCAGCGGAUGAUGACCCUAUCGAGGAUGUUCAUAAAUCGCCUUGCCAAAACUUGGUACUUCGAGGACGGAACAUAAAUAGGAAAGCUACCAUGGACACUCGAUUCUCUCAUUGAAUUUUUAUUUUCGAAAUAAAAAUCAAUCCAAUGGUGUAAUAAAACCCUAAUAAUCACGCGGAAAUACAUUUUUUUCUAUCUUUAGGAAA